Dendrobium catenatum is the source of this 2586-nucleotide messenger RNA. RefSeq names its product pentatricopeptide repeat-containing protein At2g33680. The transcript has a single exon. NCBI's taxonomy places the organism in Eukaryota, Viridiplantae, Streptophyta, Magnoliopsida, Asparagales, Orchidaceae. The coding region runs from base 137 to 2344 and encodes 735 amino acids. Gene Ontology annotation, molecular function: protein binding; RNA binding. Gene Ontology annotation, biological process: RNA modification. The record is from RefSeq and is a predicted model, not a curated record.
UUAAAAAGCCAUCGCCGCCUCGUUCACCCCCUGCGCGGGUGACGGCGGCGGAGGAAUCGACUAAUAACGAUGCAGUGUUCUGUCUCUCUUCGCGCGAACUCUUUCUCUCUCCUUUCACUCUUUCCAGGCCAGUUUGAUGCGGCCUUCCACUCUUCAAUCACUAUUCGGCCUUCUCCUCCGCUGCACGGAUCAGCGAAUAAUCGAAGCUGGGCGCUCCGUCCACGCCUUAUCUAUAAAAAUAGGUUCUUUGGAAGAUAGCUUCGUUGGAAAUAACGUCGUCAACAUGUACGCCAGAUGCGGCCGUCUCGCCGAGGCCACGGCCGCCUUCGAUGACAUGAGAGCUGGGGGCUGGGACGUCGUCUCCUGGAACUGCCUUAUCAACAGCUACUCCCAGCAGGGUCAGGCGGGCUCUUCUGCGGUCUUUAAUCUCUUCCGGCGGAUGCGGACCUUCGGGGAUGGCUGCGGCGGCCUCUUACAUCCCAACGCUUUCACCUUUGCGGGAUUAUUCACCGCCGCUUCGCACUCUCUAGACAUGGCCGGAUACGGUAUGGAGGCACACUGCAUUGCCAUCAAGACGGCUAAUUCCACUGACGUCUUCGUUGGCAGUUCUCUGCUUAACAUGUACUGUAAACUAGAACUUCUUUCUGAUGCCAGGAAGGUGUUCGACAGAAUGCCUCACAGGAAUUCCGUUUCUUGGGCGGCCAUGAUUUCUGGUUAUGCUGUUGAUAGGAAUGGCAUCGAGGCUUUUAAGCUUUUUAGGCUGUUGCUGGUGGAGGAUGACUGCAAUGUGAAUGAGUUUGUUGUUACCAGUAUCUUGAGUGCUUCAGUCCAACCAGAAUUCCUCGAGAUGGGAAGACAGAUUCAUGGUCUGACAAUUAAAAACGGAUUGCUGUCUUUUGUCUCUGUCAACAAUUCUCUUAUCACAUUGUACACGAAGUGUCAGUGCUUGGAUGAAGCAUUGGUGAUAUUUAUGUCAUCAGGAAAUAAGAGCCCGAUCACCUGGUCUGCAAUGAUCACCGGUUAUGCACAGAAUGGAGAGUCUUGGAAGGCUUUAGAGUUGUUUGGAUGUAUGCAUUCUGAGGGAGUAAGACCCAGUGAGUUCACGUUUGUUGGUGUCCUCAAUGCUUGCAGCGAUCACUCAUCUUUAGUUGAGGGAAUUGAAGCUCAUUGUUAUGUGCUAAAACUGGGUUUUGAAUCUCAAAUUUAUGUUAAAAGUGCUUUGGUUGAUAUGUAUGCAAAAUGCUUAUGCAUUAAAGAUGCAAGAAGAGCGUUUGAUAUGUUGCAAGAGGUUGAUAUUGUUCUGUGGACAACGAUGAUAUCAGCAUAUGUGCAGAAUGGAGAGCAUGAAGAAGCUCUUACAAUGUACAGCAGAAUGGAAAGCGGAGGAAUUUUACCUAACAAUCUUACCUUGGCGAGUGCUCUUCGAGCAUGUUCAAGCCUCGUGGCUUUUGAGCAGGGAAAACAAAUCCAUGCUCGUACUCUUAAACAUGGUUUUGGUAUUGGUAUACCAAUUGGCAGUGCUCUCUCUACAAUGUACGCCAAGUGUGGGAACCUUGAAGACUGUAAUCUCAUCUUUAGAAGGAUGCCUGAAAGAGACGUUAUUGCCUGGAAUUCAAUCAUAUCAGGUUAUUCUCAGAACGGACGAGGAAUUGAGGCCCUCAACCUCUUUGAAGAGAUGCAGUCGGAAGGCAUAAAACCAGACCAUGUCACUUUCAUUAAUGCCCUCUGUGCUUGUAGCCACAUUGGCUUAGUGGAGAAAGGUUGGAGUUAUUUUAGAUCAAUGCAGAAUGAGUAUGGUUUGUUACCUAAAAUUGACCAUUAUUCUUGCAUGGUAGACAUGCUUACCCGUGCAGGGAAGUUUGAGGAAGCUACAGACUUUAUUGAAUCAGUUCCUAUAGAUCAUGGGACAUGUCUGUGGCGCAUUGUGUUGGGAUCUUGUCGAAAUAAGAAGAAUUUUCUUUAUGGAGCCUAUGCAGGGGAGAGGUUGAUGGAGUUGGGCUCAAAGGAUUCUUCUGCUUACAUUUUGUUGUCGAAUAUAUAUGCUUCAUGGAACCGUUGGGAUGAUGUCGAGCGUGUUCGAAGAUUGAUGAAGCUUCGAGGGGUGAACAAGGAACCAGGAUGUAGUUGGAUAGAAAUCAAGAGUAGGGUUCAUGUUUUUGUUGUAGGGGAACUUCUUCAUCCAGAUAUUAAGGAUAUAUAUGUUGGGUUGAGAUGGCUAACUAAACACAUGAAGGUAGAAGGAUAUUGUGCAGAUACUGGAGUAGCAACUUAUGGUCAUUCAAAGGGAGAAGAUGUAAAAUAUUUCAUUGAAGAGGAAUUGCCGAUGAUUGCAUCUGCUUCUUGAUAUUUUCAAAAGAUGGAGGUUCUUUUCUUUAUUAUCAUUACCAUUAUAAUUAAUCUUAUUUCAAUUAUUUGAGAUUGGGUAUUACAUGAAGUGUCAAUACUAAUUUAGCUCAUUAGACUUAUUACAAAAGAAAGAGCAAAGGCCCAAGGUAAAAGUUUAUGAACAAGAGCCUAUUUCAAAAUCCUAUGUUAAGGCCCAUUAUUUAAAUUUAAUGUCAUGUUCUUAUUUUUUAUAUUUUUUAA